UUUUUUUUCCUUUUUGGCAUUUUCAUGUUCAAUCUUUGGUACCGCUCAGCUUGAUAACUUCCAGGUUAUUCAUGCGUCUCUCCAAAAGAAAUUAAGUGUGCUGGCCAUAUCACACCAUUCUGUUGCCUAUAGCCUAUAAACCCUAUUAAUAUUAAUAUUAAGAUGCCGUCAUCCGUGGCGUUGGCUGGCAUAAACGCCGACUCGGACUCAGAGUCGGAUGCUCAAUCACUGAUCCCGGCGCCGCUACCACGGCAUACAAGAUCCGAUGCAGGUGAGUCCGCAUCAGGAUCAGAUCCAGAUUCAGAGUCAGAUUCCGACUCGCUUGACAGUGCUGGUUCCCGCAAGAGACGCAAGCUCUCCUUGGAGUUGACUCCUGCAGCCGCCGAGCUUGGCACAUCAUCUAUACAUGUGCCAUCUAGGAUCAAGCGGAAAGGGGCCAGUGUCCUACAAGCAAAGCCAUCGGAGGACUUGCCCCCCACAGAAAUUUCUGUGAAUACUGGGGUUGGCGCUCCUGUGGACCGCAGCACAACCUUCGAAUCGUUGAAUUUAAGACCAUGGCUUGUCCAGUCGCUUGCCAAUAUGGCCAUCAAGCGGCCCACAGGUAUCCAGAAGGCCUGUAUUCCCGAGAUCCUCAAGGGCCGGGAUUGUAUAGGAACGAGUAGGACAGGUUCAGGAAAAACAGUGGCAUUUACAGCCCCUAUCUUACAGAAGUGGGCCGAAGACCCAAGUUCCAUCUACGCCGUGGUAUUGACAGCCACACGAGAACUAGCCUUACAGAUUUACGAGCAAUUCAAGGCAAUAUCUUCGCCACAAUCUCUCAAGGUCAUCUUAGUUACCGGUGGUUCUGACAUGCGUCCGCAAGCUAUCGCCAUAGCCCAGAGACCUCAUGUAGUAAUCGCUACUCCUGGUCGUCUCGCGGACCACAUUCGUUCAUCUGGAGAGGAUACCAUUUGCGGCUUGCGAAGGGUCAGGUUCGUCGUGCUCGAUGAAGCAGACAGACUUCUAUCGGCAGGAGGCCCUGGCAGCAUGUUGCCCGACAUAGAAGAAUGCUUAGGAGUUCUUCCCCCCUCGUCCCAGAGACAGACACUUCUUUUCACGGCUACUAUAACCCCGGAGGUACGCGCGCUGAAAGAUAUGCCGCCGAAACCUGGCAAGGAGCCGGCCUUUGUCUGCGAGGUUGAUACACAGACUCUCGCCGUCCCGACGACCUUGCACCAGAUGUACAUCCAAGUUAACGUCACACACAAGGAGUACUACUUACACGCUUUCCUUCUGACGGAGGCCAACAUCGAGAAAUCUCUUAUCAUCUUCUGUAAUCGGACAUCGACGGCCGAGUAUCUCCACCAUCUACUUCGGCUGCUCGACCACCGCGUUACAUCCCUACACUCCCGGCUACCCCAACGCCAGCGUAUCGACAAUCUCGGUCGAUUCCGAGCAUCGGCGGCACGCAUCCUCGUCGCUACCGACGUCGCCUCUCGCGGUCUAGAUAUCCCCGAGGUCAGCCUCGUCGUCAACUACGACCUACCCCAGGACCCCGAUGAUUACAUCCAUCGCGUGGGACGCACAGCGCGUGCAGGGCGUAAAGGUGAGGCUGUGACCUUCAUCGGACAACGUGACGUAGAACGCGUGCACGCUAUUGAGACACGUGUGGGUCGCGCGUUGGAGAAGUGGGAGGAAGAAGGCGUGAAUCUGGAGGGUCGGUUUAUCCGCGACCAUAUGAAGGAGGUUGGCGAGAAGAAGAGGGAGGCGUUGUUGAAUAUCGAAGAGCACCGCGAGGUUGGCGGUAAGAGGAAGAGGAAGAAGAUGAGGCUUGAAUGAUGAUAUGACGUUGGUUGGGGUUUAAGGG
This is a messenger RNA of Hypoxylon fragiforme, 1846 nucleotides long. Its product is annotated as DEAD-domain-containing protein. The transcript has a single exon. Lineage: Eukaryota; Fungi; Ascomycota; Sordariomycetes; Xylariales; Hypoxylaceae. Bases 163 to 1818 code for a protein of 551 amino acids. The record is from RefSeq and is a predicted model, not a curated record. Gene Ontology annotation, molecular function: nucleic acid binding; RNA helicase activity; ATP binding.